Messenger RNA from Danio rerio (zebrafish), 1824 nucleotides. It is a transcript of the gene gpsm1b, whose product is annotated as G protein signaling modulator 1b. Gene Ontology annotation, molecular function: GTPase regulator activity. The record is from RefSeq and is marked validated. NCBI's taxonomy places the organism in Eukaryota, Metazoa, Chordata, Actinopteri, Cypriniformes, Danionidae. Gene Ontology annotation, cellular component: cytoplasm; plasma membrane.
GGGCUCCAGAGGAACAGGGAAGCGGUCAGCUGGAGCUCCUCUGCGGAUCCUCCAUGGCUCAGGCAGCGGGCGCCGCGGACUCGGAUCCGGCCAGCAAGCGCCUACACUCCAGGAUGGAGGCGUCGUGUCUGGAGCUGGCGCUGGAGGGCGAGAGGCUGUGUAAAGCGGGCGAUUUUAAAGGCGGUACGGCGUUCUUCGAAGCCGCUGUUCAGGUGGGAACAGAAGAUCUCAAGACCCUCAGUGCCAUUUACAGCCAGCUGGGAAACGCAUACUUUUACCUGAAGGAGUAUGGUAAAGCCAUGGAGUACCACAGACAUGACCUGACACUCGCACGGACGAUCGGGGACCGUGUUGGAGAAGGGAAGGCCAGCGGGAAUCUGGGAAACACGCUGAAGGUUUUGGGCCAAUAUGAUGAAGCUGCGGUCUGCUGUCAGAGACACCUGGAUAUUUCUCAAGAGCAGGGAGACAAGGUGGGUGAAGCGCGGGCUCUGUAUAACAUAGGGAACGUGUUUCAUGCUAAAGGCAAGCAGCAGCUGUGGGGCGUCUGUCAGGAGCGUGGAGAUCUGCCUCCAGACGUCAGAGAAACACUGCAGAGAGCCACGGCCUUCUACGAGAUGAAUCUGUCUCUGGUGAAGGAUUUGGGGGAUCGGGCCGCUCAGGGAAGAGCUUUCGGGAACCUGGGUAACACUCAUUACCUGCUGGGCAACUUUGUGGAGGCCAUCAAGUUCCACCGAGAGCGUCUUGCCAUUGCGAAGGAGUUUGGCGAUAAAGCAGCAGAGCGAAGGGCUUACAGUAACCUGGGAAAUGCUCUGAUAUUCCUGGGCCAGUUCAGCGCCGCCACUGAAUACUACAGGUAAAUUACACUGCGACAGCGCCAUCUGCAGGACAGGGUGGGCGAGGGCCGGGCCUGUUGGAGUCUGGGUAAUGUGUAUGUGUCUCUGGGUAACCUGCGGCAGGCUCUCCAUUACUCACGCAGACACCUGGACAUCUCCAGAGAGAUCAGUGAUUGUAACGGAGAGCUGACGGCGAGGCUGAAUGUGGAGGAGCUGAUGGAGGCGCUCGGGGUUAAAGAGGACGAACUCUCGCCUACAGAACCACACUUUAAACUGCAGGGAGCCAGACCCAAACUCAGCAAGAAGAGCAGCAUGGAGAGUGUGGAGCUGUGGAAGUUCAGCGCUGAGAAGAAUGGGGAUGCAGCAGAUGUGUGUGUGUCGCGCAGCAGCAGGAGUCUUCAGUCAGCAGUGGACACUGAGGACAUCACUGUCAGCGUCACCCCCACGAAGCUGCCUCGAGAUCCGUCAGAUGAGGACUGCUUCUUUGACCUGUUGAGUAAGUUUCAGAGCAGCCGUAUGGAUGACCAGCGCUGUCAGCUGGACGAGACGCCCGACGGAGAAGAAGCCGGAGCCGAUCAGAACACACUCAAUGACAUGAUCGAUGCCAGUCUGCUGACGUCUCCUCAGACAGAAGAGCUGUUUGACCUGAUCGCCAGCACUCAGAGCCGCCGUCUGGAUGACCAGCGGGUGAACGUCAGUAAUCUGCCCGGACUCAGGAUUACCCACAAUAACCUGGGGCACCUGUGCGGAGACGGAGACCCUCAGGAGCCCAGCGACGACUUCUUCAACAUGCUCAUCAAGUGCCAGUCCUCCAGGAUAGAUGACCAGCGCUGCUCUCCUCCAGAAGGCGGUCCCCGCCCCGACAGUCCCGAUGAGGAUUUCUUCAGCCUCAUCCAGAGAGUGCAGGCCAAGCGGAUGGACGAGCAGCGCGUGCGGCUCCCGGAGGACCAGCAGGAGUCUGGGUAAACCUGCAGGAAAACCUGUGUGUGUG